CGCUCUUAUUUGUUAUUGGAGGCUGAGCGCUGAGCGACGCCAACAUUUAAACAGAAGCGAUGCUAGCUACUUCAAGUCAUCAUCAACGCCGAAUCUCUCCUCGAGGGCAGAUGCUCCACUCAUCCGAGUCCGUUAUGUCAAAAGCUCAGGCCACCUACACGCCACCUUCGGUGAUGUAUCUCCUCCGGCUCGUAAAGACAAAUGAUGACUAGUCUUCUUACAGGCAGACUCGAUGCAGAUUUCACACUCGUCAACGGGCGCAGGUCGCCGGUUCAUUGCUCCUCACUUGACAACGACGACCCUACCAGCGGUCAGGAUGGAGGAGUUGACAUUCGAGUACUUGUACCAUCCACAACAAACGCCAGGGACCACUAUACCACGAACAGGACAACAGUGGUUCCGCAAGUUGGAAGACCUGCACAUUUAAACGGCCGGCGGAGUGACGGACUGGUGGGGGUGGCGCCUCCGUUAGGGCGUUUAGUGCUUGCUUUCCGUGCACCAUCGAUUAGCGGAUUGCAGACACACUUCAACUCGCCCCUAGACGUCUAUGUCUCAUAUAGGGAGAAAUACAAAACUGAUGGAACGGCCAAGGAGGCGCUUGCCGCAAUCUCUUUGUUGUUCAUUGACUGCUAUGACAAAUGUAAAUCCAGUAUAACGCUUCACCAUGCACCACAGACGAGCCAUUAUAACAUGCCUUUCCAACGUUCUUCGAUCUCAUAUCCCUGCAGCCAUUGCCGAACCGACUCAGACCUGACAGAAAUCUACUGUAACGUGAGUCGCCGAGCAUGCAAUCUAAUUGAUAUGGAUGAGCGUCACCUAUAAAUGACUGGUUUACGGAUCCUUUCCCAGACUCGAAUGAAACACUACAGGAUGGACAAUUUAGAUUCAACCACACAUUGACGUCAAGAGAUACCUGGUUGUAUGUGCUGUCCAAUGACUUUUACCGCUGCUAGCAUACCCACCACCCGAUAUAACCUUGAACACUGUAAACUCCUUCCACGGCCCUUUCAUUAGCCCAACCUAGGACCAAUAUAGGCUUUGGCAAGUUAAAGAAUGGAUAUCUCUAAAUCCGCAAGCGUUCACUAUCAUUAUCAGGCUGAAACUUGAGGCAGCUGAAUAGAGCGCACAGCCGAACGGCAGAAUGCAGUCUUUGUACAAAG
Molecule: messenger RNA, 1160 nt
Organism: Suillus fuscotomentosus
Lineage: Eukaryota; Fungi; Basidiomycota; Agaricomycetes; Boletales; Suillaceae
Exons: 3
Coding region: 202-822 (206 amino acids)
Source: RefSeq, a predicted model, not a curated record